AUGGCCACCGAAUUGACUCCACAACAAAUUAGUGUUAGCUUUGUUGCACAAUACUACUACAUUUUGUCAUCUAACACCAAAAAUCUUUACAAAUUUUACAAGAAUGAAUCCGAAAUGACUCACGAACACUCUAAUGUUGUGAAACAAUUACCUGGUAAUAUUAAUCCAAACACUGUUGUUGGUCAAGAUAUUGAAAAAAAGAUUUCUACUCUCGGUUAUGAAGAUUGUAAAGUUCGAUUGACUUUUGUUGAUUCACAACGUUCAUUGAAUGGAUCUGUCUUUGUUUUUGUAGAAGGAGUGAUGAUUAGACAGAGUGAUGACCAAAAAGAAAUGAAUUUUGUUCAAACAUUCCUUUUGGCAGAACAAGAGAAUGGAUACUACGUGAGAAAUGAUUACCUCCGUUUUACCUCUUGUGCAUCUUCUGUAACCCCUAAUGCUGUUCCUCACCAAGUCACAACAACAAUCUCUCAACCUCAACCUCCACAUCAACAACAUCAUGCUACUAAUACUGCAUCUUCUGAUACCCAAGUUAAGUCUCAAAAUGGAAGUACAAAUGCAACACCUCCUCAAUUAUCUUUCUCAACUAAUUCUUCCGUAGCAAAUACUGCUGCUAAUGGUUCACAUUCUCCAAGAAGCGAGACAAGCUCUACGGCUGCCACUGCGGGAGCAAGUUCUGUUUACGGAGGUGCUGAGGAUAACCAAUUAGAUGAAGAAAGCGAUCAUGAAGAACCUAAGCAAUCAGAAAAGAAACCAGUUGUGAAUGUACCACCCCAAUCAAGUAGCAAUAUUGCUAAUCCACCUGUUGCAUCUUCAUCAACACGUGCUGAAAAAUCAAGUGAAACCAACAAGACCAUUUCUUAUGCUGCUGCUGUCAAGAAUGAACAAAAUUCUGCUACUUUGGCAUCCUCAACUACCACUGUUGCUCAAGAAGCAUCUCAACAGCCAAAACGUGGUAAAAAACAUCAUAAGAACGAAAAUAAGGAAAAGACCGAACUCAAAGAAGAUAACAAGAAUGAUCAAAAGACUGAAAACAAGAUCGAGCAUAAGAAAUUAGAACACCACAAGAUGGAACCUAAGAAUCGCAAGAAUGAACAUCAUAAGAGUGACAACGAUCAUAAGAAACCAUCAAGCGCUCCUGCUAGUACAGAUGAUGAAAGGAAUGCACUGAUUGGUGAGAAGAAGACAUUCCGUGGAAAAGAUCAUCCUCUCAACAAGUAUGCUGUGUAUGUCCGUGAUUUACCAGUGGGAACUAAGGAUAGUGAUUUGAAACAAAUCUUUGCAUCCUAUGGAAAUGUAAUUGAUAUUAACAACAAGUCAGGAAAAGAUCAAUCUUAUAACAAAUAUGCCUUGAUUUUCUUUGAGACAAAACAAAGCGUUGACGCUCUUUUGGAAAAGCCAACUGUGAACAUUGAGGGUCAUGAAUGUCCAAUCACUAGAUACCAGAGAAAACCAAAACCCCAUUUUACACCACGAGGUUACAACAACAAUAAUGCUCCCAAUCCAACUCGUCAAGGUAAUGAAAGACGUCCUCAAAGACAAAGGUUUGCUCGUGCUCCUGCCCAAACUGAUACUUCCCAAAACAAACGUUCAUCUUCACAACUCAAAUUGGACGAUUUGAAUACUGGUAAUGAAAAAUACUUUGGGUUGGAGAAUUUCGGAAACACGUGCUAUGCCAACAGUGUUCUGCAAGCGUUAUAUUUCUGCAAACCAUUCCGAUAUCGAAUUUUGGAAUAUUAUGAAAACAACAAACUACAACAACAACCAGAUUUAAAGAAUUCUAAUUUAUUGCAUUCACUCUCUGAUUUGUUUUACCAAUUGUUUAAUCAAAAGAAAAAUAGUGGACAUCUCGCUCCCAAGAACUUUAUUCAGAGGCUACGUGCUGACAAUGAACUGUUUAGAAGUUUGAUGCAGCAAGAUGCACAAGAGUUUUUGAAUUUUGUUCUGAAUCAUGUAGUUGAGAUUUUACAAAGAGAAGACUCUAAUAGAGUUGAGAAUGAGGAACAAAAUAUUCCAUCUACCUCUUCUCGUGGCUCGGAAAUGGAUACAAGUAGUGACAUUCAAGAAAUACAUUCAGAAAAUUCACAGGAAUCAAAGAAGGUGAAAACAUUUAUUCAUGAAAUAUUUGAAGGAAAAUUAAUUAAUGAAACAAGAUGUAUCAUGUGUGAAAAUGUGACAAGUAGAGAAGAAAGUUUCUUUGACAUUAGUAUAGAUGUACAACAAUUUUCGUCUAUUACUCAAUGUCUUAAAAACUUUAGUAGCAUGCAAAUUCUAAAAUCAAACAACAAAUUUUACUGUGAUCAUUGUUGCUCGCAUCAGGAAGCCCAAACAAGAAUGACUAUCAAACAACAACCACAAGUUCUUGCUAUACAGCUUAAAAGGUUCAAAUAUAUGAACAACACUUUCAAGAAGCUUUCUUAUCGUGUGACCUUUCCUUUCGAUAUUAAGCUCCCAAAUUUAUCCGAGGAUGAAACAGAAAAAACAUACAGAUUAUUUGCAGCAGUUGUUCAUAUUGGUUCUGGUCCAAAUUGUGGCCACUACAAGUGUAUUGUGAGGUCUGAAGAUCAAUGGAUUCUGUUUGAUGAUGAUCGAGUGACCAUGGUUGAUGAAGAUUAUAUUAGGUCUACUUAUGGAUUUCCUUAUGAUGAGACGUCUUCAUUUAGUGGAAUUACCGAGACAUGUUAUAUAUUGUUUUACAGCUCGGACGUGUAA
Molecule: messenger RNA, 2709 nt
Organism: Naegleria fowleri
Lineage: Eukaryota; Heterolobosea; Eutetramitea; Acrasida; Naegleriidae
Exons: 3
Coding region: 1-2709 (902 amino acids)
Biological process (GO): protein deubiquitination
Cellular component (GO): cytosol; nucleus
Molecular function (GO): RNA binding; cysteine-type deubiquitinase activity; cysteine-type endopeptidase activity
Source: RefSeq, a predicted model, not a curated record